Corticium candelabrum is the source of this 1680-nucleotide messenger RNA. RefSeq lists its product as uncharacterized. The record is from RefSeq and is a predicted model, not a curated record. Lineage: Eukaryota; Metazoa; Porifera; Homoscleromorpha; Homosclerophorida; Plakinidae.
AUGCUCUCGUUCAUUUGGUUUGUCUUGUUCUGUUUGAAUUUGCCUCCAUUGACUUCUCAGCAUCCUGUGCUGCAGUCUGUGCAGAGGUCUAGAUCUAGGAGCCUCGCCGUUGACAUUUCCAGCAAUUCUACACCACGUAACUGCUACCAUGCCAAGCUGCUCGGUCACAAAGUCAGUGAAGUGUAUGUCAUCGAUCCACGCGACGGUCUGGGCUCAUUCACAGUUUACUGUGAUAUGGAAACAGACGGUGGAGGAUGGACGGUAUUCCAACGCAGAAGAGACGGAUCUGUUGAUUUCUUUCGCAACUGGAAUGAAUACAAAAAGGGAUUUGGAAACGUGGGAGAAUUCUGGCUUGGACUAGACAAAAUCCAUCGUUUGUCAGUCGGAGUGAAACUUCGAGUAGAUCUGAUGUCGUUUGAUGACGAGAAAGCUUAUGCUUUGUACGAAGACUUUAGUGUCGGUGACGAAGCGUCACUGUACGUUCUUUAUUUUGGAUCUUACUCUGGAACUGCAGGAGACUCCCUAAGAAGUCACAACCUCAAAAGCAUGAAGUUUACUACCAAAGAUUCCGACAACGACCAACGAUUAUCAAGUAAUUGCGCUGGAGGUAGUCGAGGCGGUUGGUGGUACAACGACUGCCAACAUGCAAAUCUUAAUGGAAAGUACGAAUACGACGGCGAGGGGUGGAGCAGAGUCAUGUGGAGGUUGUUUAAAUUGACUAAGGCCUUGCAGAAGGCUGAAAUGAAAGUGAAGAAUGCAUUUACUACAGUCACUAUAAUAGUGACAAUCAUCAGCAGAAGAAUGGUGAAACCAAAAAUCGAGGAAGAGAUGCGAAAAUUCAAUGUAGCCGUCAGGGCUCCAGCAAUGGGAGCACCUAGUGUUCCAGACAAAAAUGUAGCUGCUAACACAAGUCCGGAUACAGCUCCAUUCAAUGCCAUGUUCUUUUCGUAUCCUCUUGAAGUAGCAGUCGUAACAUUUCAGCUCACAGUGUUGCCAAAGUCUGAGACCGUCACUGUUGAUACGUCCACUGACAGGUACACGACACCACGUAACUGCUACCAUGCCAAGCUGCUCGGUCACGAAAUUAGCGGAGUGUAUGUUAUCGAUCCACGCGACGGUCUGGGCUCAUUCGCAGUUUACUGUGAUAUGGAAACAGACGGUGGAGGAUGGACGGUAUUCCAACGCAGAAGAGACGGAUCUGUUGAUUUCGAUCGCACCUGGAAUGAAUACAAACAGGGAUUUGGAAACGUGUGGGGAGAAUUCUGGCUUGGACUAGACAGAAUCCAUCGUUUGUCAGUCGGAGUGAAACUUCGAGUAGAUCUGAUGUCGCUUGAUGUCAAGAAAGUUUAUGCUUUGUACGAAGACUUUAGUGUCGGUGAUGAAGCGUCACUGUACGUUCUCUAUUUUGGAUCUUACAAUGGAACUGCAGGAGACUCAUUACGAUAUCAAGACCUUAAAAGUAUGAAAUUUAGUACCAAAGAUUCUGACAACGACAAGCAUGGAAGUAAUUGCGCUGCAAGUAAUAAAGGCGGUUGGUGGUACAACAGAUGUCAUUAUGCGAAUCUUAAUGGAUUGUACGUUUACAAAGGCGUAGGAUGGGAAAACGUUAUAUGGUACACGUUCAAUGGACUCAAAUGUUUGCAGAAAUCCGAGAUGAAAGUGAGGAAUAGUCUAAAAUAG